AUGGAUGAUGCAUCCCAUGAGCUCAGUUUGGGACAGGAGACAUGUACAGAUAAUAAUACAGUUAUUGAUUUAGAGCUGUUGGGAGAAUCAAAUACAAUGACACGUAAGGUAAGCAGCAUGGGAGAACAUAAAGAUCUUCACGUUUCGGAGGUAGAUCAGCAAGUUGAUCCUCAAAAUGGAAAUAUUAAUCAAAAAAUGUUUGAUAUGCUGGUAUCAAUAAAUACUGAAAUGGGUGUAAUGAAUGGAAGACUUGGUUCACUAGAAAAAGAUAAUAAGCAAUUAAAAGAGGACAAUCUAAAGUUAACUGAAAAACUUGAGGCCAAAUUUGGUUCAUUAGAAGGUAAAAUGGAUUGUUUGGAAAGCAAACUGAACACCUUUGAUCAUAAACUGGAAAAUUCUAAGAAAGAAUUAAAGGCGGACUGGGAGACUCAAUUAAAUGCGAAAUUUGGAGAACUAGGUGUAGAGUUUUCUAACACCUUAGAAAGGCAACAUAAUAAUUUAAUGGGAAAACUUCGUGAUGUAGAAAAGAAAUAUGAGGUAGUUUCGAAGAGUUAUGAUGGCCUGUCCAAUAGGAUGGUUAAGUGUGAAAGUAGCUGUUUCAAUACUAGCGUACAGAUAGAAGAGCUUUCGAAACAAAUAGUCGAGGUUGAGUCCGAUGCUCGUAAGGGGAUUGACAAGUAUUUGGUAGAUCAAACUAAAAGACUUGACGAAAAUCUAUCUGAAUGGAUAGAAAUAAAAGGAAAUGAAAUUGCAGACAAGGUUAAGACUACUAUUGGAUCCCAGCCAAAUGAAAAUAUCAAUGGACACCUAAGUAGAAAUGAUGAGUUAAUUAAGAUCUUCACUUGCGAAAUUCAGAAAAUAAAAGACAAAAUAGUUGAUGAGUUCCCUAAAUGGCAAAAGGAAACCAAUCAUAAAUUGGCAGAGUUAGAACAAAAGUCAUCACAAAAUUUGUUGACUGAGGACAAACGUUCAGAGAAUAGGUCGAAAAACAACCGAACAUGUGAUAAUACGAAGUACAAUUGUGGUGAAAAUUUGCAUUGGGAAGUUGAUGAUUCGGUCAAACCCGCAUCACAGGAGCGUGGACAAUCUUCGUCCUAUGGUUACAAUAAAAACAAUGAUUAUAAUAAAUAUAGAAGAGAUACUUACUGUGCUAGAGGUAAUUAUGGGGGUAAUGUCAACCCAAUAAAUCAGAUUAAUGCUGUACAACUUAAUCGUAAACAUCCAUAUGGUGACACGAAUGUGCAUCAAAAGCCUGACAGAUAG
This is a messenger RNA of Schistocerca nitens (vagrant locust), 1263 nucleotides long. RefSeq lists its product as uncharacterized. The transcript is spliced from 2 exons. The record is from RefSeq and is a predicted model, not a curated record. NCBI's taxonomy places the organism in Eukaryota, Metazoa, Arthropoda, Insecta, Orthoptera, Acrididae. Bases 1 to 1263 code for a protein of 420 amino acids.